UUCCAUUAUCAUCGGUGCAUCAUUGCAGUACACAAUAAUAUCAAAUUUAAUUUCAUAAUUCAGAGUUUUGAAUCCACCUUCUGCAGUGUCUGAUCGACUUGACUACACAAUCUGCAAAAAAUUUAAUCUAAUAUUUCGUAAUGAAGUUAGAAGACUUUAUUUCUUAAAGCUUUCAAUCUUGUUGAAAAUUUCAACGAAUGUGUUGGUUUUUAAGUUGAAUUCAAUCAUAUAUUAUGUACAGUUGAUCUACUGAUGAUGUAUUGUUUAGUGUAUCAUUAAAAAAAUAACUUCCGAUAUGGCAGAUAAUUCGAGUAAGACUAUCAUUGUAUAUACUUAAAGUUGAUCACUUCCUUAGUUCAUAGCGUGCAGUUAUCAAUUUAAUGAAAAAUACAAAAGCGUUAUUCUUAGUAUUCACUGUGAUAUGGUCAUAUGAACUGAGUUCCUUUUCGAGAUGGAUGACGAUGUUGAUAUAGAUGGAAUGCUGCAUUUGGUGGGUGAUUUCAGCAGGUAUCAGUUUCUCCUAUUGGUCCUUUUCAGUAUAAUCAACGUGCUGUCUGGAUUCCAUUAUUUUGGACAAACUUUUAUAAGUGUCUUCCCAGAUUACAAGUGUAAUUCGUCCAUAUUCAAUGAUACUAUUAGUAAUUCGGUACACAUUGGUGCAUGUGAUAUCAAAAUAUACGAGGAGGAUCGUAUACAAGAAAUACCCUGCACAGAAGGCUGGAGUUACAACAGCCAAUACAACUAUAUCAGCAUCAUACAAGAGUUCAAUUGGAUUUGUGGUCUUGAAUGGAUUCCGGCACUAGGACAAUCAGUGUUCUUUAUUGGCUCAGUUGUUGGCAGCUUGAUAUUUGGUGUUUUGGCAGAUAAAAUAGGAAGACUUCAUUGCCUUGUUGCAUCACAUACCAUAUUAUGCAUCGGAAAUAUAUUUACAGUGUUUUCCAAAGAUCCAAUAUGUUUUAUUAUGAGCAGAUUUAUAGCUGGAGGGGCCACAGAUACGAAUUUCGUCAUGAUGUAUAUCAUUGUUAUGGAGUACAUCCGACCUAAGAUGCGAACUCUUGGCCUCAAUCUAACAAUUGGAGUUUUUUACUGUCUGUCCUGCAUGACUGUCCCUUGGGUAGCAGUUUCUUUGGGAAACUGGUGGCUGUUCCUUUUAGUGAUCUCGCUGCCCAAUCUUUUAAUUAUCUCGUUCUACCUGUAUGUCCCCGAAAGUGCUCAGUGGCUCAUUAGUAAAGGGCGAACCGAGGAGGCCAUCAAGUGUUUCAAGGAAAUUGCCAAGUAUAACAGGAGAGAGAUUCCACCGAAAUCUAUAGAUUCUCUGAAGCAAUAUUGCGAGAAGCACGUCGACAACGCAAAGGGAAAGCACGAAAAUCUACUGGGUCUGUUAAGAACUCCCAAGCUGAGAAAAAAAACAUUGAUUCUAAUCUUCAAAUCGAUGGUAAUGACGCUCUGCUACGAUGCCAUAUCACGCAACGUAAAUGGUCUAGGUUUUUCGCCAUUUUUAGUCUUCAGUAUAACAUCUUCAACUAUCCUACCAUCCUGCAUUUUCAUCUUGAUAACUCAAGAUAGAAUAGGAAGGAAAGCUUUAGCAAGCGGAGCCUUGUUCUUGAGUGGUAUCUUCACCAUAUCCUCUGGCAUUUUUCAAGCUUCUAUGGAUAAACCUCAACCUUUAAUCAUAUUAGCUUUGGCUAUAAUAUCCAGACUUUCUGUCAACGUGGCAUACAACUCUGGAGCUCAGUAUGCUGUAGAGUUGAUACCAGUUGUGGUGAGAGGUCAAGGUGUAUCAGCUAUACAUGUUGCAGGAUAUGCUGCUAGCUUCUUCAGUUCACAAAUUCUUCUAUUAAGCACCAUUUGGAGGCCAUCGCCUGAUGCUAUCCUGGGAACUCUGCUCAUACUAGGAGCAGUUGCUUGUCUUUUUCUACCAGAAACUUUAAACAAGGUCCUUCCAGUUACUUUGGAGGAUGGAGAGUUAUUUGGAGAAGGAGAGGGCAUAUUCGAAUUUUCAUUCUUCAAAAAACCCAAGAGUGUAAGCACAACAGAAUUAGUAGAGUGAGCAAUUUUAUCUUAAAUCAUGGGAAAAUAUAUCUAUAUUCAUUUUAAUCCAGACAAUAUCACAAUGAAGAAAAUAUAUAACGAAAAACAUCUUUUUAUUCAUACUUAACUGUAAUUGAUUUAUAUUCAAUGCAGCCUAAAUGAAUUUCUCCUUUAGAGCUCGAUUCAUAUCUACAAAAAAUCUAGAGAAUAAAGGAGGUUCAAAAAAUAAUGUGUUUCAUUUAAUUUGAUAGUGCUCUCAAAGUUGCAAACACAAGUUGUGAGAUUUUUUAUUGAUUGUUCAUCACAUGAACUACCAAGUUAAUUUUUAAGGGGGAAAUCAAAUUACUCAUUUUUUCGUACAUAAGAAUUUAUUAUCGCUUAACAUACUAACAGUCUUUCACAUAUAUUUGUAUAUAAUUAAUAAAUGAUAAACAAGUUUCACAAAAACAUCAGUUAUUUAAUUCAAUACUCCUCUACAAGUGAUAGAUUCAAGCCUAUUAAGGUACCUGUUGGUUUUUUGAACAUUUAUACGUUUUCAUUUACGCGGUGAAGUUUUUGUAUUGAAUAAUAAAUUUCCGUUAAUGAAAAUUGAUGAAGUUAUUAUUAAUCGUUAUCGUAUGUUUGUUCAUUAAAGAGCACAGUUAGAUAAUUCAAUACGAGAGGGAGCCCCAUAUUGAUUAACACUGUCUCAGGGGAAAUUCGUACGGAAAAGAAAUGUUACGAAAUUAAGUUUCAAUUAGUUUUGUAUUUAUUUGAAUAACUUAGGUGAGAGAGGUAAAACAAUAAUGUAUUUCAACAUCACAAUAGGAAAAACGGGAAGUUUCAAGGAUAAAGUCAAGUUUUGAGUAGUCACAACACGAACUUGCAAUAAACAUCGAUAAAAAAAUAAAUGCAUAAACAUAAAUACGGAAAUG
Molecule: messenger RNA, 2945 nt
Organism: Harmonia axyridis
Lineage: Eukaryota; Metazoa; Arthropoda; Insecta; Coleoptera; Coccinellidae
Product: organic cation transporter protein-like
Exons: 6
Coding region: 452-2050 (532 amino acids)
Biological process (GO): transmembrane transport
Cellular component (GO): membrane
Molecular function (GO): transmembrane transporter activity
Source: RefSeq, a predicted model, not a curated record